Molecule: messenger RNA, 810 nt
Organism: Saccoglossus kowalevskii
Lineage: Eukaryota; Metazoa; Hemichordata; Enteropneusta; Harrimaniidae
Product: ribonuclease H2 subunit C-like
Biological process (GO): RNA catabolic process
Cellular component (GO): ribonuclease H2 complex
Source: RefSeq, a predicted model, not a curated record
CAAAGUUCGCGCCAUAUUCAAUAAGUAUAUUGCGAUAACAAAAUGGCAGUCUACGUAGACAGAACAAGUUUGGAGAUAGAUAACGAAGAGGACCCUUCACGAAUUUGUUCUAUUCCUUGUAAAAUUGGACAUGAUGGCGAAGCUAACGUUGACAAAUAUUUCUAUUCAACGAUUUCGAAGACAGAUGCUGAUAUGAGUUCAUCUUUUCGAGGCAGAGGAUUGAAUGGCAAGCACUUAGACCUACCAGACGGUUAUACAGGAAUUGUUCUCAAGGAAGAUAAGAAACCGUUUCUUGAAGAGGAGGAUCGCCAUUUUAAAGUCACACACAAGUUCAACAAGUUUACAUACUGGAAUUGGGAUUGUUUGCCCUCAUCCAAUGAUGCAAUGAUUAAAUCCAUGCUAUGGCCCACAAUUGCCAAAGCGAUUCAUUCUCCAAUCAGCACAGAAAGCAGUCAACACAGUAGUACAAAUGGCAGCAGAUGAAGUUUACAUUAAUCAGCCUACCAUCUUAUAGUCUCAAAAUAAAACACAGAAGCAUGUGAUUUUCAAUAUAUAUAUAUAUAUAUAUUUAAUGUUAACACAUUUCGAGCAGCAUUAAGCUACAUAGGGGCAGUAUGCUACAUUAAUUUACCCAUCUACUGGAUCAAGACAUCAGUUUGAUGGGUUUCUUCAAUAGGGGACUGCAGGCUAAUAAGCCUUAUUUUCAAAAAAGAUCUCACAGGAAAAUAUUGCCUGCUGCAAAUUGUUUUAUUGCAAACCACACACUUUGAUAUUUCUGUACAGUAUAUCAUUAAAGCAUCAUUUAAUACU